AUGGUGACCAGAAUGAGACAGAUAUAGGUGGCGACACUGAUAUUGCUGAAGAACAGAAAGACAGUGCUGCCAUCUUGCGAGGUUCAACUCCAGUAGAAGUACAGAGUUUGGAGCAACCAACUGAAUCGACUCAUACAUGCCCAUAUUGUACUUACACCAGCCCUAACGAGGCUCAUAUUCGCGCUCACGUUAUUACCCAGCAUUCCCAGCAACAAGAGGGUAAAGGUCGCUUGUGUCCUCUCUGUCAGGAGAGCUUCAAGGAAACGUCACGGUUGGAGAAACAUCUUGUUCAGGUACAUAAUGUUACACAUGAGGGUUUGUCUCGCUUACUUGUAAUGGUGGAUCACCAGGGAGACGACAUCAAACCACCCCCAAAGUCAUCUACCACUGUGACAUCAUCAACUACUGUGACAUCAUCAAGACGUGACUCAACACAGGAAAACAUGGAUCGUAGUGGUCAUGGGCCAAAGCACGAAGCAGUUGCAGUGAAAACAGAAUUUGAUAUGAACGCUUUAGGGAAGACGUCACCAACUGAGGCUUCAGUCAUAAAUGAGAAAUACGAUGACGAAUAUCGGUGUCAGACGUGCUCGAAGACAUUCAGCAACAUAGAUGCCCUCUAUACUCACCAGAAUGAACUAGGCCAUCUUGAACUGAAGCAGACGCCUCGUGGACCAGGCUAUCUCUGCUGGAAGAAAGGAUGCAAUCAGUAUUUUAAGACUGCAGAUACUCUACAGGUUCAUUUCCGUGAGAUUCACUCCAAGCGGACAACAGUCGCUGUGUCGGAGCGCCAUGUUUACAAGUUCCGCUGCAACCAAUGCAGUCUCGCAUUUAAGACCCUAGAGAAACUCCAGUUACACUCGCAGUAUCACAUGAUCCGUGACGCCACCAAAUGUAUGAUAUGCUCUAGAAGUUUCCGCUCCAUAGGUGCCCUUCGGAAACACAUUGAGACAACUCACCUUGAGACAAUGACUGAGGGAGAGCUAGAGCAGUACCGACAAAGCGUAGCGGCUACCUCAAGUAUGCUUCUUAACAUGCCACCAAUGGCUGGUAUGACAGGCUUUGAUUCUGAAAGCUUGGAUCUAUCAAAGAAUGAUGACCACCCUUCACCAGCAAGCACUCCUAAAGUUGCUGAAACGCCACGUGAAGGAGCCGGCACCCCAGGUCAGAACGAUGAUGCCUCCAGUGACGGAGGUGUACGUGAUGAAAGCACUGAAUCUUCGGAGGGUGGCUCAUACAAAGAAGAAAACUUCAUGGAAGACUACAUCAACAGUCAAGCCAUGGCAGAAGAUAGCUACAAUGACCCAAAUCGCAAGUAUAAGUGUCACAGGUGCAAAGUUGCAUUCACAAAACAGAACUACCUGACAGCACAUAACAAGACCCUGCUCCACAGAAAGGGUGACAAGCUGACAUACCCUAUGGAGAAGUACCUUGACCCCAACAGACCAUUCAAAUGUGACGUCUGCAGAGAGAGCUUUACACAGAAGAAUAUCCUCCUUGUGCAUUACAACUCAGUGUCACAUUUACAUAAGCUAAAGCAGGUUGCAUUGCAGACAGCAAUGGCUCCGAUGUCUAGCUCUACUCCCAGUUCAACACCCACCCCACCCGUCACCCCUACCCCUGAGAAACCUACCACGUCAACACCUUCCACAACCCCAACCCCAUCAACAUCAGUCAGCGAAGAUAAGAAGCCUUAUAAGUGUAACAUCUGUAAGGUAAGCUACAGCCAGGGUACCACAUUAGAUAUCCACAUGCGCUCUGUGCUGCACCAGACCAGGUCGUCAAAGCUACAAGAACUGGCCCUCACUGGACAGGUAGACCUCUCCCAGCCCCUUGUAGAGCAGCCAGACGGCGCCACCAGCUCACGCAACCAGCCCCUCACUAACCAUAAGAAACUCCUCGCAGAGAUGUUACAGCAAAAACAGCAGGCUGCAGCGGCCGCUUCACUUCUCAUCCCAACUUCGAUGUAUGGUUUCCCUGGGUUAAUGUCUAAUCCAUCGUCUUUUAUGACAUCACCAACGAACUUUGACCCCAAGCUUUUGGGAAUAAGUGGUGAGACAAUAGCGCUGGCACAAGAGAAGGCAGCAUCAGAGAAACAGCCUCCACAACAGGGUUCAAAUAAAGAUAACAUGGUUACAUGUGAUAAAUGUAACUCACAGUUUGUGUCUCAGCAAGUCUUAGAGCAACAUCAGCAGCUGUAUUGCUACUUUACAGCACCCCAGCAACGUAAAAUCAUCCGCAGCAAUGUCCGUUCGUUGAAACAACGUUCUCUCCUCCAGGAUAUCGGGUUUGAAUGUGUAAUGCAGUAUAACGAAUAUGCCAUGCAGUUAGAUGCAGAAUCUAAAUCCGGCAAAGAGAAAUCCUCAGUGAAACCGCUUGAUAUGAACAUCAAAUCUAGAUUCGACAGUCCAUUCAGUGAUGUGAAGAAAAUAGAACCCAAGAAGGAAGCUGAUGAGGAUGGUGAGAAUAAAGAAAAUGUUGAUCUUGUUCCAGAGCUAAACAAAUCAACUUGCCCCACAUGUCAGAAAGACUUCACCAGUGUCUGGGUGCUUAAGUCUCAUCAAGAAGAAGUACAUGGCCAUUUAGUCCCCUGUGCUAUUAUUGAACAACUUGGUGAUGAGUUCAGAGAACAGUAUGAAAUGAAAGAAGCUGAACAACUUGCCGACCAACAGAAACAACUUGAAGCAGAAAUGGAGGCUUUAAACAAAGCAAAGACACAACAACUUACUCUUCAGACAGAGAAGUUGUCAACCUCCACCAGUGAACUCCCAACCCCAACGACACCUUCUCUAGACUUUGCAGCGAUGAAUCAAGCUGCAAUGUUGCAGAUGAUGCAGAUGCCAAUGAUGGGAUUAGGGCAGGGUAACCUAGCAGCCAUGAACAUGCACCCACCAUUAAUCCCGAUGAUGAUGCCCCCUAGCAUGGACUUCCCCCUAGCAAGCCCCCCAGGCAUGAACUUAAUGGAUCCCAGCUCUCUUUCCAAACAACAGCAGAAUCUAGCAGCAGCAGCGGCUCAAGCUCAAGCCAAUUCAAAGCGUGCCCGAACACGCAUCAACGAUGAACAACUGAAAGUCUUGAGAGCUCACUUUGACAUCAACAACUCCCCCACUGAAGAGCAGAUUGCUAUAAUGGCUGAUCAAACCCAGCUACCACAUAAAGUAAUAAAGCAUUGGUUUAGAAAUACAUUGUUCAAAGAACGCCAGAGAAACAAGGAUUCUCCAUAUAACUUCAGCAACCCGCCAUCUACAACUCUUAACCUUGAGGAGUAUGAGAAAACUGGACGAGUCAGCACAACAUCAUCAGAGAACGAGGAAGUCCUAAGAGAUAUCCCGGAAGAGAUUUCAGAACGUGGUGAGCCUCGUGAAUCAAUCACAUAUUCAUCAAGUAGUUUCUUUCCGACCCCUCAUCACAGUCAGCUCUCUCAUCACCAUCGUCCAAAACUAGACACACGCUUACAGGAAGAGAAAGAUGAUCGCGUAUUUGUCAGCACUAGCUCCGCCCCCGUGACUCCAAUCUCCGCCACACCUACCACUCCAGGCGAUAAUGUCUUCAUGGAUCAUUACUUCAAACAGCAUCAACAACAACAACAGGAGGCUGGAAUUCACAAUGAUACUGGCAAUCCACAUGUGAACGCUUUACUGGGCUCUGGUGGGAGAAGGGCAAACCGCACACGCUUCACCGACUACCAAAUCAAGGUCCUCCAAGAAUAUUUUGAGCAGAAUGCUUACCCUAAGGAUGACGACCUUGACCAACUAUCCAAGAUGUUAGGCCUUAGUCCUAGGGUCAUUGUUGUUUGGUUCCAAAAUGCACGUCAAAAAGCGAGGAAAAUAUAUGAAAAUCAACCACCUGUUGAUAUGACAUCACCACCAGUGAGCCAAAGUAAUGAGAAAGACCGAUUUCAAAGAACUCCCGGGUUAAACUAUCAAUGUAAGAAAUGCCUAACAGUAUUCCAGAGAUACUAUGAGCUGAUAAAACAUCAGCGAUCUCAAUGUUUCAAGGAUGAUGCUCAACCUGACUCCAUCAAGAGUGAGCCACUAGAUGAUACAAACUCAUAUGAAGACUCCAAUCACGUUGAGCAGAGUAAAGAUGAUAGCAUGGAGAAAUCACCUGAAGGAGCCAACAAAGCAGAGAAGGAGGGAACUGCUGGAAGCUUUAAAUGUGACAAAUGCAAUCUGAUGUUCAAGAGAUUUGACUUGUGGCAAGAGCACCAGAAUGUCCACAUGUUAAACCCAAAUCUUUUCCCAAAUUUUGCACCAGAUAGCGCAUUUGCUAUGUUGCAAAAUGUGGCCCAACAGCAAGAUGAGAAUUCCCCAUUGAAACGGAGGUUUUCUGAACUUGAUGAAUAUGACGAAGAUGGUCAGCCAAGAGAUAAACGUCUCAGGACAACUAUUCUCCCUGAACAGCUCGAUUAUCUCUACCAGAAGUAUCAACAAGAUUGCAACCCAAGCCGUAAACAAUUAGAGCACAUCUCUGAAACUGUAGGCUUGAAGAAACGAGUCGUUCAGGUUUGGUUCCAGAACACCCGAGCCAGAGAACGUAAGGGACAGUUCCGGGCACACCAGCAAAUCAUACAUAAACGAUGCCCCUUCUGUCGGGCGUUGUUCCGGGCAAAGUCAGCCUUGGAGUCACAUCUUGCAACCAAACAUCCAGAAGAAUUCUCCAAGGGUGAAGUAAGUGUUGAUUCUAUCCCUGACUGCACUGAUGCUCCUCCAGCUGCUGUCUCGCCCCUUCCCACAAGGAGCAACUCACCUGGAGUGAGCCCUGGCGCGGGAAUGGAUGUCUCCAAGAUGAUGGGAUCCUAUCCAGGGAUGCCUUCCUUUAUGAAUAUGCCCUUUAUGCCACCUAUGCCCGGCCCUGGUAGCGACCAAAUGCAGAGCUCAAUGAAGCGCAUCUAUGAGGAAUCUUUGAAGAAAUACAUCGAUGAACUUAGCGGGGCUAGCCAUCAUUCGAAAUUGCCUCAGAUGCAACAUAUGCAGGAACUUGCUUCUGAUUUAUGCACCAAGAAUGCCGACUCACGCAAUCCUAAAGCAUCCAACACAACCCAACCUAAACCAGAAGAGGACUCUGAAGUUCCUUUAGAUCUCAGUAAACCGAUGAAAGUAAAUACGGAACCAAGACGCUCAGAGAAUUUCGAUCAUGAUGAUUCAUCCGAGACUCGAUCGAUGAAUGGAUCAACUGAGAAUGAUCAAAGCGAGGUUGGUAGUGCUCAUUCCCCACGUGAUAUGACACCGGGAAAACGCUACAGGACACAAAUGUCAAACACACAGAUCAAGAUCAUGAAGAAUCUAUUCGUUGAGUACAAGACUCCUACAAUGGCUGAAUGUGAAAUGCUCGGGAAUCAGAUCAAUCUCCAAAAACGUGUCGUACAAGUCUGGUUUCAAAAUGCUAGAGCCAAAGAGAAAAAACACAAAUUGAACAACUAUAAGAAUCUGGGGACUGCCGAGGUUGAGAUGCCACGUAUCCCAGAAGAAUGCAAACUUUGCAAUUUCAAAUACUCGCACAAAUACACAAUUCAGGACCACAUAUUCACAGGGAAACAUCUGGCCAAAGUGAAAGCCUUGGUCGCGGCUGAGGAAGGCAGCGAGGUGAACUUCUUUGAGCCACAAGGAUUAUCACAGAUGAUGCGUCCAGGAGAGAUGAAUUCUGGGAAGAAUUGGGAGUCAGCCAAGCAAGCUCACCCACACCUAGCACAACUACAGGCCAUUGGAAUGCAAGCCAUAGGAUCUCAAAAUGGUAAAGAAGACAAGAAGAUAGAAAAAUCAUCAACGUCAACAUCUCCGGAGAAGAAAUCGAGCGAGAAGCAGCAAGAGCCAACUAUACCUGGACUGCCUGGUAUUAUGAAUCCUCUUGCGGGAAUGUUCCCUGGGGGUAUGGAUAUGAACGCUGCAGCUAUGUUCCCCUACAUGUACCCGGGGCUACAGAUGAUGGGAGGGGGGAUGCCAAAUCUCCCAGGGUUACCAGGAAUGAUGCCGAUGAUGCCAGGUUUGGAGAACCCGUUUGCCAUGUAUGACCCGACUGUAUUUGGGACGCCCCUCACAUUGCUCCAAAUCCCCCAGGAUGCAAUUCGUAGCAUUAUGACCAAAGUCGCAGAUUCAGACGUGUUCAUCGCACAGUACACCCAGGAUUGUAAAAGCAUUGCCGAUCUUCAGGCAAAGAUACCUCGCUCUGAAGCCAAACUUGUGAAAGAGUCAGCAGUUGAUGUUGGUUAUGUAUGCAAGAAAUGUCACAUGGUCUAUCCAGGAAAAGAUGGCUGCUUAAAUCAUCAACGCUCUGUAUGUUUUGUCGGCAAAAAGGAUGAUGAAUUAAACGAAGUGUUGAAGCUUGAACAGUUACAAUAUAAGUGUAUCCCAUGUCGGGAAAAAUUCUCAACAAUCGAGGAAUUCCGCAAUCAUGCUCGAACAGAUUCGCAUAUUCUCAGAUUAAAUAAAUACUCAAAUAUGGCUUCAGAAUUCAAAUCCAGAGGUCAAGGUCAGGAAGAUGAAGCAGACAAUAUUGAAAAUGAGGCUAAACGCCAAAAGGUUGUAUAAAGCAAAUGCUUUUCCCAGUAAGGGAAAUAUGACUGAUAUUAUGUACAGACAGUUUAUAGAUUCUACAAUUAGAACUUAAUGCAUUAAACAUGUAUAGUAUGAAUUAAGCUUAUAGAAGUGUAUGGUCCGAGAAUGAAACGUCCUAGGCUGUUUAAGUCCUGGGAUAUCGUAUGACUGCUGAGAUAUGGUCAAAUACAGAACUUACCCGAUGACACAUUACAAAAAUAGUUCCAAAUAAAAUUCCAAUAAAAAUAUUGGCCUGAUAUUAAUUGGGUUCAUUAUGUAAUGUCAUAGCAAAGAGAUGACCCAUUUAUUAGUCGACGGUUUGUUCUGAUAUUUACCGUAUAAAAUCUAGUGAGCAUUUCAGUGCAGUUAAGCAGAGUCAAAAUAUAAAAGAUAUUAAAGAACUAUAAGUAUUACGCAUAGACAGUAUACCAUAAAUAUAACACACACUGUAUUAAUUAAUAACCAAUAAUGUGAAGGGACCAAAUUGUGCUUAAAGGUCUGAAGCUUGAUGUCAAAAUGGACAUUCUCUUAGAAACAAUCCAAUUUAGCUAUUAUGUGUAAUAUUUCAGAAAGGUAUAUGUUGUAUGUGUGACAGGGAUUGGGUUAAAUGAGGAUAUGACCAAACACGACAGUGUUCUAUGACAGUAUGAUGCCAUAAUACAUCACCAUAGUAACAUGUAUUAAAACAAUGAGGAGCAUCCAAUAUUAGGAUAAUUGACAUGUAUUCUAAAUCAACUUACAUUUGAUCAUAAUUACUAUUAUAUUGAAGAGACUAUUUGUAUACCUAUAUAUUGAUAAGUGUUGAACCUUUUUCAUAGGUUCAUUUUAGCAGAAAUUGUUGUGUUUGAGAUAGCAUUUUAGCUCACUAUAUUAGAACAAAGCAACUUACAUUACUGGAGUAAAACAACUUACUGUGCUAUUGUACAAUGACUACACUAGAGUACAAUAACUUA
This is a messenger RNA of Owenia fusiformis, 7483 nucleotides long. NCBI's taxonomy places the organism in Eukaryota, Metazoa, Annelida, Polychaeta, Sabellida, Oweniidae. The record is from the annotation of a GenBank genome assembly.